Messenger RNA from Megalobrama amblycephala (Wuchang bream), 3046 nucleotides. Its product is annotated as gastrula zinc finger protein XlCGF8.2DB-like. Gene Ontology annotation, cellular component: nucleus. Gene Ontology annotation, biological process: regulation of transcription by RNA polymerase II. Bases 123 to 1118 code for a protein of 331 amino acids. Lineage: Eukaryota; Metazoa; Chordata; Actinopteri; Cypriniformes; Xenocyprididae. Gene Ontology annotation, molecular function: RNA polymerase II cis-regulatory region sequence-specific DNA binding; DNA-binding transcription factor activity, RNA polymerase II-specific. The record is from RefSeq and is a predicted model, not a curated record. The transcript is spliced from 3 exons.
GGCAGUGUGACGUCACAAGUCGGCGACGCGGUCCUGUGCCUGUUAUUCGGCUUGAGAAAGUGUCCAAACACACAGAAAAACAGGUGAAGCGACUGAGAUCCAUGUGACGCACUAUUAUAAAGAUGGCGUUUAUUAAAGAGGAGAGUGAAGAUUUGAAGAUUGAAGAAACAUUCAGUGUGAAACAAGAAGAUACUGAGGAACAAACAGAUCUGAUGGCACUGAAAGAGGUGUGUCAAGAACAAAAUGAAAUGGAAGGGAAAGAUCAUUAUGAGAAAUGUCAUAGUUUCAUAAGUGGAGAAAAAUCAUUUAGUUGCUCACAGACUGAAAUGACUUCACAAAAAAGAGAUAAGACAGGAACUAGUGAUUUCAUCUGCCAACAGUGUGGAAAAAGUUUUACCCAAAAAGGAAGCCUUAAAGUCCACAUUAGAGCUCACAAUGAAGUGAGCUCUCUCACCUGCCAACAAUGUGGAAAAAUUUUCAGCAGAAAAGGAAACCUUAAUUACCACAUGAGAAUUCACACUGGAGAGAAGCCUUACACCUGCCCUCAAUGUGGAAUAAGUUUCACUCAAAAAAUAAUCCUCAAAAGACACAUUAGAAUUCACACUGGAGAGAAGCCUUACACCUGCCAAUUUUGUGGAAACAAUUUCAUUCGAAAAGGAAGCCUUAAAAGCCACAUCAGAAUCCAUACCGGUGAGCAGCCUUACACCUGCCCUCAGUGUGGACGGAGUUUUACACAUAAGCAAACUUUUAAUGCCCAUGUGAAAACUCACAAUGGAGAGAAGCCUUUCACCUGCGAACAGUGUGGAAAGAAUUUCACUGAAAAGGGACACCUUAAUAAACACUUGAGAAUUCACAGUGGAGAGAAUUCUUUCACCUGCCAACAGUGUGGAAAGAGUUUCACUGAAAAGGGAAACCUUAAACAACACAUGAUAAUUCACACCGGAGAGAAGCCUUUCACCUGUGAACAGUGUGGAAAAAGUUUCAAAGCAGAACUAAACCUUAGGAAUCACAUGAAGGUUCACACUGGAGAGAGACCGUUCAUUUGUGAUCAGUGUGGAAAACGUUUCAGAAAUAAAGCAACCCUUAAUUCCCACAUGAAGAUUCACUCUAAAUUGUGAGCUGUAUAAUAAUAAAAAUUAUUUUGCCAUCACACUUAUAAAGCCAUGUAUAUCUAAGACGCUUGUUAUGAAAGUGUUAAAAAUAUCAUCAGAAAAAUACAUAGUGUGAAUUAAGGCUACAUUCACACCACAGCUGAAUUUGGACAAAAUCUAAUUGUCCACCUUAGUGACCACUUCUUUCACACUUCUUUUUUAUCUCCUUUGACAUAGUUUCAAAAAACUCACAAGUAAGUAUAUGCUGUCAAUCUGAACUUGAAUAUGGGUACUGCUGCGGCUCAUGUAGUGGUAUCUAGAAGUGAUCCCAGGUGCUUCUACACUCUAAGCAGAAAAGGUUCAAAAAGAAACCUUCUGAGGUUCCUAAAGAUUGCAACUGUGGGGCAACAUUAUUUAUAAUAUUUGAAAAUAUCAUCAAGAUAGGGUUAUAGGGUAAACAUUAUGACCACCUACCUAUUAUGUUGCUGGUCCUCCACGUGGAACCAAAACAGCAUACCUGCUUAGGGGUGGACUCCUUUACUAGGGAUGCUGUGGUAUCUGGCUCCAAGACAUUAGAAGCAGAUCCUUCAAGUCCUGUAGAUUGCGAGGUGGAGUCACAAUUCAAUUCGAUUGAGAUCUGGUGAAUUUGGAGUCCAGGUCAACACCUUGAACUCUUCAUCAUGUUCCUCAAACCAUUCAUGACCAAUAGCUAUUUUUCCACUGUCGGGCCAAAAGCGAGUGUACUAGUGCAUGCCAGGGCCAGUUGUGUUUCCACUGUCACUUCCAGGGCUUGAUCAGGCCUUGUCGGGGCUUCCUUGCGGCCAAUGGCUUGGAUUUUUGAAAACUUAAUGAAAAUCGCAUUGUCGAUUGAUGCUCUAAUGUAAUCUCGUUGUAUUAUAACAAUGACAAUAAAUUAAAUUAUUAUUAAGGUCUGCCGAAUAUCUUGGUCCAAAGCGGGCCAACUGGGGCUUGAAGAGUGGCCAUGGACAGAGACGGAGUUUAUCUGAGUCAGGAGAGGGUCUACCCUGCUGCCCAUUUCCCAUGUUAAUAAGUCAGGCUACCAGCUAACUUCAAUUUUUAAGAUAUUUUAAACAAUUUUCAGCUCAAAACUCACUUUCAUAAACCUGUCUGAAGGGUGAAACACCCCCCCCCCCCCCUUUUAAUUUUUUUGUGAUGUUGUAAACUGUCCUUUGAAAAUGUAUGUAUAUAUGCAAUAUAUGUCUCUUUUUUUUCCUUCUCUUUUGUUGUGUUGUAUGGGUAGGAAUGGGAACAGGAUGUAAAGAGUUCGAAACUUGUCUUUAACUUUUGUACCAUUAUUGUGAAUUUAUUGUAAUUAUUGUCAAACCUUUAAUAAAUAGAGAAUUAAAUAAAAACUCACUUUCAUAAACCAGCGAGUGUUUGAAAUGAAUUCCGAUUACGAUCCGAAGGGGAAUCUGAUCACCGUAUGAGGCAGAAAUAUAUUUAUAUGCAAUGCUAAAGGCUACUUAUGCUAACCAUUGCGAUAAUAAAUACACGUUUAUGAAAAAUACCAGAUAACACUUGAAUAAUGUAGACAAAUCAUAGACAAUUAUAAUCAUGUAUUUAUUUGGCUAUUUAUCUUUCCCCUGUGCCUUUGGUGAUACCGGACUAAUGUAUCCACAUGUCAUAAAUUACCUAUACUCUGGUUAACUCAUAACUCCUGUUUUCUGCCCGUGAGCUCCCUCUGUUGCUCUGGUGCACUAUUAGUGAAACGGAAGACAUCGCUCAAACCUCCUCAGAUUGCAUAAUUUCAUGGAAAAUGAAUAGAAGUGCUCACGGUUUCUAAAGAAAUGUCAUGUAAACAUGACAUUUUAUCAAUAUUUUUUCUAAAUGUGUAAGCCUUUGGACUUAAAAGCCUUAAUGGAGCUGUUUUGUGCAUUGUGACCUCUCUACAAUGGUAACUUUCUCCUCAGCCCAACAGACCAGCUUCUGUUGAA